Vanessa tameamea is the source of this 1002-nucleotide messenger RNA. RefSeq lists its product as uncharacterized. Lineage: Eukaryota; Metazoa; Arthropoda; Insecta; Lepidoptera; Nymphalidae. Gene Ontology annotation, molecular function: single-stranded RNA binding. The record is from RefSeq and is a predicted model, not a curated record. The transcript has a single exon. Gene Ontology annotation, biological process: retrotransposition. The coding region runs from base 1 to 1002 and encodes 333 amino acids. Gene Ontology annotation, cellular component: ribonucleoprotein complex.
AUGGAUUGUAAGCAUUGCUCAGAAAUUUUAAAACCUGAAGAAACAAUUAAAUGCACAGCUUGUCAAAGUAUAUCCCAUUACUCAUGUAUUGGUAUAAAUGAAAGUGAGUUUAAAAAGAUUCUGCCUAUGAAUAAAGCGAAAUGGAAAUGUCCAGCUUGUAAAAUAUCUAAGAAAAACAAUACUAUAAGUCCAAAAUUAAAUACAAUGUCAGAGAAAGUAAAUAAUAAUCAAGCCCAAAUCAUAGAUGUAAAAUCGUUGAUUGCUCACUUUGAUGACCGUUUCAAUAGUUUGCAUUCAACAAUGGAGUCAUUCAAGUCUUUUAUUACCGAAGAAUUUAAAAAGCUUUCAGAAUCUGUUACUUUUUGGUCUACGAAAAUUAAUUCAAUCGAGUCUUCCAUCACUUCUAUUUUUGAUCAAAUAAAUUAUCUCGAUAAGGAGGUUGCCAAAAUAGACAAUUUUGGAACAGAACUCGAAGAGUUGAAACUUAAGUUUAAAGAAUUAUCAGAGAGUAGUAACAGAAAUGAACAGUGGGUGCGACGCUCCAAUAUUCAAAUUAAUGGAAUUCCACAAAAAAAAGGAGAAAACUUAGUUCAUAUUAUCAAGACCCUUGCUGAAAAAAGCGGUUACUCCAUAAACUUUGGUACGGAUGUUGAUUUUGUAACAAGAGUUGCGGUAAGGAAUGAUUCGUCUGCGAAUAAAUCGCGACCUGUUAUUCUUAAAAUGCAAGCACGUUACAAAAAGGAUGAUUUUCUUUCAUCGCUAAGAAAAUUAAAGAAUUUGAAGGCGAGUGACAUUGGAUUUUCAGGUAGUAAUAAUCCUAUUUAUAUAAAUGACCACUUAUCCACUUACAACAAGGCUCUUCUGAAUGAAGCACGACGUAAAUGCAAAGAGAAAUGUUACCAAUUCUGUUGGGUUCGAAAUUGCACUGUUAUGGUUCGCAAGACCAACAACUCACCAGUUAUUCACAUUACUUCCAAAGGUUCUUUAAACAAAAUUUUAUAA